Messenger RNA from Oncorhynchus keta (chum salmon), 2449 nucleotides. Its product is annotated as max-like protein X. Gene Ontology annotation, cellular component: nucleus. The transcript is spliced from 8 exons. Lineage: Eukaryota; Metazoa; Chordata; Actinopteri; Salmoniformes; Salmonidae. Gene Ontology annotation, biological process: regulation of transcription by RNA polymerase II. The record is from RefSeq and is a predicted model, not a curated record. Gene Ontology annotation, molecular function: RNA polymerase II cis-regulatory region sequence-specific DNA binding; DNA-binding transcription factor activity, RNA polymerase II-specific; protein dimerization activity. The coding region runs from base 300 to 1040 and encodes 246 amino acids.
UCUGAGAGUGGGAAAAUCGAUUUGAACGGUCAUCCAAUACGGAAAUCCAACUUUGGAACCCGGGCCUCUUUCUAUAUAUCCGACUUUCCGAUCCUAAGACCACUGACAUCAUGAUUUGACCGAGUUCCCCGUUGUUUUGAACGCGGCAAUAGAUCCCUACGGCCUAUAAACAUGCUCACUUUCUUGCAUUUAUUUGAGGUCGUAUGUUAUACUGUGUGAACCAGCAGAGGGCGUAGAGUUCCCUUUCUCUAAAUUGUUCUUCCACAGCAUGACGCUCUCGAACAGCUGCUGAUUCCAAGAUGACGGAUCCUACAGCAUCGCCGGAGGAUCACUGGAACAAAAAUGACGGGUCUUUCAGUGACAACGGAUUUGAUCCCAGUUUCUUUGCUGAGAAUGCAAGGAAGGGUACUGUGGUCUCCAGGGCUAACAGCAUUGGGUCCACAAGUGCCUCAUCAGUACCAAAUACAGAUGAUGAAGACAGUGACUACAGGCAUGAAACCACAUACAAGGAGUCCUACAAAGACCGGCGGAGACAGGCACACACACAGGCCGAGCAGAAACGACGGGAUGCUAUCAAGAAAGGCUAUGAUGAUCUCCAGUCCAUAGUGCCCACCUGCCAGCAGCAGUCUGAGUUUGCCGUGGGGAUACAGAAGAUCAGCAAGGCCACAGUGCUACAGAAAACUAUCGACUACAUCCAGUUUCUGCACAAGGAGAAGAAGAAGCAGGAGGAGGACAUGUCUAUGCUGAGGAAGGAAGUGAUGGCACUGAAGAUCAUGAAAACGAACUAUGAGCACAUAGUGAAGGCCCACCAGAACAACCCUCAGCAGGGGGAGGAGCAGGUGUCGGACCAUGUCAAGUUCAGCGUGUUUCAGAGCAUCAUGGACUCCCUGUUCCAGUCCUUCAGCAGGUCUGUGUCUGUGGCCAGCUUCCAGGAGCUGUCCGCCUGCGUCUUCAGCUGGAUCGAGGAGCACUGCAAGCCUCAGACAUUGCGUGAGUUUGUGGUGGGAGUUCUCCGGCAGCUCAACAGCCAGCUGUAUUAAUACAGCCAAGGCGUAAACUCAGGACAGGAAUCUCCCCUCAGGGAUGGAGCCGGGGCCUACCCUGGGUUCUCAGGGUCUGGUAGAGACCUCACAUAUCAGUCUAUCGUGUUCCCUCCUGGCCUGCAGUAUUUAAGUUGUUAACGCUUACUCAACUCACCACCAGUCUGCAGCAGGGUUGGGUGUUUCCUGUCUUGUCAGGUCAAAUCCAGCCCAGCAUUGUCUGUGGUUUUAGUCAUCAGGGUUUUUUGUUGCAGAACAGAGUUGUGUUAAACAAGGCAAAUGGCCGCUUGCUUGUAAACGUUCCGUAAUGUUUACAUUCACCACAAAUCAGGGGUUGGAACCACAUUUUAUUUUUUAAUUGUUCCAUUCCAAACCUCUUUUUUUUCUUUUUUUUUUCCAGUGUUCAAAUCAGCAUAAAGCUCUGAACGGGUCAAAUCAAAUCCAAGAGUUGUGAGUUAAAAUAUUCAAUUCAAACCAUUUGUGAUGGUAUGAGAAUUGUUAAAUGUUCAUCAUUGAUUGUGAUGUUAUGAUUGCUUGUUGUGUCCAUGCUGUGACAGAAUCAAGCAUAUCUGUAAGUCUGUUACUGCAGCUUUUCACCUUUUCAUCUUUACUGGUAGAAUAGUGAUUCAGAAAUAGUUCUGUAUUAUAACAGAAUCUCUGGCCAGGAUUCAAUCAGAUUAGCGGUAAACGCAUAGCUGAUCAUGACUUUUGUUUAGGUGGUGUUGGUGUAACUGCGUUUUAUUAAAAAUGUAUUUAACUGACUUGCCUAGAUUAAUAAAAGUUAAGAACAAAUUAUUAUUUACAGUGAAGGUGUUAGAGCUGUCAAAUCCACAAGAAGCUCCUGGCUUUGGCAUUGGAUGCAGUACCAAGUCGCAUUCAUAGAAAUCCCUUGCAGAAGUGUUACAAAUUCUGUGAGAAAUCCCGAUGUCAUUUCUAUGUAGCCGACACUUUCUUGUUCUGAACUUGAAAGGUGGCUGGGAUAUAAGGACGGGUGUGGUUUCAUGACAACGACCACAAGAGCAGCCGCUUACCAAUUUGACAGCUCUAACACAGUUACACCACCUAAAAAAAAGCAACGUGUUUGUCGGCUGAUGCAGGUUGCCAGAGAUCUGAUUGAAUCCUGGCCUCAAACAGCCAAUAAUUUAAAAAUGUAAUGUGAAGAAUUUGGUGAUUGAUUUUGACAAUGUGCUCAGGAGAACUUGUACCAAAUGUUUCAGGACCUUCUGGUAAACCUAACAGAUGUGAAUGUUUAAUCACCAGACUUUAAAAAGGGAUUUUAUACCACAAGUCUUUGUGCUGGCAUCAAUAAGUCAGGUCUGUUACGUUUUUUUUUUGCUGAUUUGGACAAUAAUUUUAUGAAAGUAUUUCAUAUGAAUGAUUUUUAAUUGCAAAAUAAACUUUAAAGUAUA